This is a messenger RNA of Trichobilharzia szidati, 2600 nucleotides long. The record is from the annotation of a GenBank genome assembly. Lineage: Eukaryota; Metazoa; Platyhelminthes; Trematoda; Strigeidida; Schistosomatidae.
CUUUGAGAUCUACGAGGAAUUGACUUGUACCAACAACUGACUAGAAGACGCUUCCAUAAUUUACAUUGCCUCUAGGGUUCAGGAUCUAAAUAGCUAGAAGCAAUAUCCGCUUUGAUAUUGUUUUACAAAUUGAUUAAUACAUGUCGUCAGUUAUACAGGAUCAAUUUUCUGCGGGUAAUUGUGUUCCUGAGAAUGAAACCAAUUCUGAUGUGGAUAAUUCACUAAGCGGUGGAAUCCAUUCUGAUUACCAACCACCUUAUUUUCCUCCACCUUAUUAUCCAUCAGUAACUACACCAAUGAUAAUGACAGAUACUGCAACAACUACUAAUCUCAAUACAAAUUCAUAUCAUACCAAUGGACAAAAUGCAUCAUUUUUAAGCGGUAUGAACAAUUAUUCUGGAAAUUUCUACCAGGCGAAUUUAUAUCAUAAUCCAUCUGGAUUGAACCAUCAUUUACAACUUCAAAAUAAUCAACAGCAACAACAACAACAACAUCAACAUCAUGUCCAACAACAGCAACAACAACACCAGCAACAGAGAUUUCAUGUGAAUGCGUCAAGUUUUCCUUUUUCUUCAUAUUUUGCCGCUAAUCCUAAUUACUAUACAUCUAUGAAUUAUAUGAAUGGAUCACUGCUUGCCGGUGAACAUUUAUCAGAUGUCAAUAAUAACAGUAAUAAUACACCUAAUAUGUUCACUAAUUACCCAUUUAACUAUUCACUACAAAGUGGUAUACAAACAAGUGGUACAAGUACGGAUCAGAUGAAUACUAUUCCCAAUUCUAAAAUAUCUGAAAUGGUUGAUCAUUUAACGCAAGCAAACACCGACAAUAAUUCCAAAUCACUGAGUUUAAAAUCUGAUAAUGAGACAUCUGAAAUGCAAUCCUUAGCUGUCAGUACUCAAUCUUUCCUUAUUCAUCGCUUAGAUACUCAUAAUCGUUCUCUUUUGCCUGGAUAUGAAUUACUGGAGAAGAAUUUUGGACAGUUGGAGCAUGCAAUGGAUUCAAAUUAUCAACAGAGCGGGACCCCGUCUUCUAUAGACACUACAGGAUCGUCACCACACAAUUCAUCACAGUUUUUAUCACCAGGAUCGAAUAAAGGAAAUUUCGACAUGGGACAUGAGGUUGGCAGGUCACAAAUGAAUCCAUCUUCAAAUGACGAAAAUCCUUAUUCAUCUCCACUUCGGUGUGGUACAAUGAGUGAGAUAAGUUCGAACGAAAGAAUGCCAGAGUGUAAUAUAAGAGGCUGUGAAGAUGACAAAAGUAAUUUAAGACCAUCUAGCUAUCCUGACGUGAAUUCCCUAAAAACUGCUUUUGAUUUAGGGUUUUCUUCAGAAAUCCAAGGUUUGACAGGGGGUCUGUUAAACGAUCCUACAAAUGCUAUGCUUCAAACAAAUUUAACCUAUAAUAUUGAUCAGUCCAAUUCAUAUAUGACACAAUCUCAGACAACAAGAUUUCCGGCUAAUUUUCCUACUGGUUGUACACAAAAUGUAACGUUUCAGGCGACAGCUUCAACAACACCUGAACAGGCAUUCAGUCGUUUAUCUUCUGGAACAAGUGGCAAAAACGGUUUCUGCAAAAGAGGGAUCCGUUAUAAAGCUGCUUCUGAGGGCCGAACCGAAUUUAUGCAUGGACCUAGUCCAUCAGAUAUAUUUUGCACUGUUCCCGGGCGUCUGUCACUACUGAGUUCCACGUCAAAAUAUAAAGUAACUGUCGCUGAGGUUCAAAGACGUUUAUCACCACCAGAAUGUUUGAAUGCUUCAUUGCUUGGUGGAGUUCUACGUCGAGCCAAAUCUAAAAAUGGGGGAAGGUCCUUGCGAGACAAGUUGGACAAAAUUGGACUGAAUUUACCAGCUGGACGACGAAAGGCUGCAACGGUUACAUUACUAACUUCUUUAGUUGAAGGCGAAGCUAUUCGAAUGGCUCGUGAUUUCAGUUAUUUGUGUGAAAAUGAAUUUCCCCACCGAGUAUGCGCUGAAUAUCUUUUGCGUAAUUCAAACGGAUGUGAUUCUAGUGAAGUACAGAAGAAACGGAAUCAAGUAAUCUCUACAAAACAGUUGUUGGGUGAAAUCACUGAUUUAUUGACAAAGGAUAGAAGUCCACUUGCAACGAAUCCUCUUCCAGCUAAUCGAUCUACAAGCUGUCUUGACGCUUCUACUCAAAGAUCAUUAACUCAUUUUAGUCAUAUUACACAUGGAUUUGGUGGCUUAACACUUAUUAGUGCUUUGAAUACUUUCCAGACAGUUCUUUCAGAGCUUCUUAAGCUUUUAAACAAAGAUGGACAGUCUACUACUCAUCCCACAAAUAGUUCAGCGACAUAUACUGGUAAACAUACACCAGUAACUUCAAGUAUGUGUCAUCAACACCACCUACAACAAUGUUCAAAUAUCAGUAUUCCUAAUACUUUGAACGCAGGACAUACAUUGUCCAACGUACCUCCAGGAAUGUGUACAGAAUCAUUAAACGUAAAUAAUGGUCAACGCAGGAAGUAUCUUUCGCAUAAUAGUGGAAAUAAUUCAACAGACAUGCGAAAUCUUAUAUCAUUGCAAAGGAAUAAUUUGGAAAAUGAAGUUGAAGGUGGUGUUAUCUUAAAUGGAGUUAGAUAA